This is a messenger RNA of Pelobates cultripes (western spadefoot toad), 546 nucleotides long. Lineage: Eukaryota; Metazoa; Chordata; Amphibia; Anura; Pelobatidae. The record is from the annotation of a GenBank genome assembly.
AUGGCCGCUGCCACCUCCAAUAUGGCUACUACCACAUUUAAAGCUGCGACCUAUAAUCCUAAUAUGCCACCUGAAUUGGCAGAAGACCUGCCACCGUCAGCUGGCAUGAUAAUUCAACUCAUUAAAGAUUUGAGAGUUGAUUUGAAAAAUGACUUUAAAAAUGACUUUGACGCAUUAUAUGGAGCCAUGGAGGGCAUUAAUCAGCGUACGGAAAUAAUAGAGAAUAGAUUGCACUUUCAAGAGCAAUCUCAUCUGGAUCUGGUUGAAACCGUAAAAGAGCUCCAAAAGCAAGUGCACCAACAAGCAGAAAAGCUCGCCGAAGCUGAGGAUAGAAGUAGGCGUAAUAACCUAAGGAUCAGGGGGAUCCCUGAUAAUAUCGAUUCCCAGGAAUUACAUAGCUAUUUCCAGACAAUGGUGAAGUCAGCUCUACCAAACGUAAAAAAUACGGAUUUAUUAUUGGAUCGCAUCCAUAGAUUGCCCAAACCCGGCAAUGCACCUCCAGCUGCACCCAAAGACGUGAUAGUUAUUCCACUACUACCACAUUAA